Messenger RNA from Poecilia latipinna (sailfin molly), 1897 nucleotides. Its product is annotated as glutamate receptor ionotropic, NMDA 1-like. Lineage: Eukaryota; Metazoa; Chordata; Actinopteri; Cyprinodontiformes; Poeciliidae. The transcript has 12 exons. Gene Ontology annotation, cellular component: membrane. Gene Ontology annotation, molecular function: ligand-gated monoatomic ion channel activity. The record is from RefSeq and is a predicted model, not a curated record. The annotation marks the transcript as partial.
CCCAAAGAUACGGUUCUGGUUCCGACAUUCGGUUCUCUUGCUCCCAGGUUUCCCAGUAGAUUCCGAGUUUCCCCCCAGUAGAUUCCGUCUUAAAACAAACCUUUUUCUUCUUCUUCUUCUUAUUCUGCAGGUGUACGCCAUCCUGGUCAGCCAUCCUCCGCAGUCCAACGAUCACCUGACUCCAACGCCCGUCUCCUACACGGCCGGGUUCUACCGGAUCCCGGUGGUCGGCCUGACGACUCGCAUGUCCAUCUACUCUGACAAGAGCAUCCACCUGUCCUUCCUGCGGACGGUGCCGCCGUACUCCCACCAGGCCCAGGUGUGGUUUGACCUGAUGAGGGAGUUCAGGUGGAACCACAUCAUCCUGAUCGUCAGCGACGACCACGAGGGCCGAGCCGCCCAGAAGAAGCUGGAGACGCUGCUGGAGGAGCGGGAGACCAAGACUAAAAACAGGAACUAUGAAAACCUCGACCAACAGAACUUUGACUUCAGGAGAACACCCAAGGCGGAGAAGGUGCUGCUGUUCAGCCAGGACACCAACCUGACGGCGCUGCUGCUGGAGGCCAAGGACCUGGAGGCCCGAGUCAUCAUCCUGUCGGCCAGUGAGGAUGAAGCCAUGGCCGUGUACAAAGCGGCCCGGCAGCUCAACAUGACCGGUUCUGGCUACGUCUGGCUGGUCGGAGAGCGGGAGAUGAGCGGGAAAGCUCUGAGCGAAGCUCCUGAUGGCCUGCUGGGCCUCCAGCUGAUCAACGGGAAGAACGAGUCGGCUCACAUCACGGACGCCGUGGCGGUGGUGGCUCAGUCCCUGCAGGAACUGUUUGAGAAGGAGAACAUCACGGAGCCGCCGCGGGGCUGCGUGGGGAACACCAACAUCUGGCGGACCGGGCCGCUCUUCAAACGGGUGCUGAUGGCAUCGAAGUACCCGGACGGCCUGACGGGACGAAUCGAGUUUAACGACGACGGCGACCGCCGCUUCGCCACCUACAGCAUCCUGAACCACCAGAAGGCGGGGCGCGUCAUCCAGGUGGGCGUGUUCAACGGGACGCAGGUGGUGAUGAAUCCUCAGAGGAAGAUCAUCUGGCCUGGAGGAGAGACGGAGAAACCAGUGGGAUACCAGAUGUCCACCAGGCUGAAGAUAGUGACGAUCCACCAGGAGCCGUUUGUUUACGUGAAGCCGACGCAGAGCGACGGGACGUGCCAGCAGGAGCACACGGUGAACGGAGUUGUGAUCAAGAAGGUGAUCUGUACCGGACCCAACGGGACCAUCCCAGGUCAGCCCAUCGUUCCUCAGUGUUGCUACGGUUUCUGCAUCGACCUGCUCAUCAAGCUGGCCAUGAGCAUGAACUUCACCUACGAGGUUCACCUGGUGGCCGACGGCAAGUUUGGCACGCAGGAACGGGUGAGGCUCCUCCCACGACCGGACCGGACCGGUAUCUCACCGGACCGGUAUCAGACCGGUAUCGGACCGGACCGGUAUCGGACCGGUAUCAGACCAGCAUUGGACCAGACCGGUAUCAGACCGACCGGACCGGUAUCAGGCCGGUACCAGACCGGACCGGUAUCACACCGGUAUCAGACCAGCAUCGGACCGGACCGGUAUCAGACCAGUAUCGGACCGGACCGGUAUCAGACCGGUAUCGGGACCGGUAUCGGGACCGGUACCGGACUGGUAUCGGGACCGGUACCGGACCGGUAUCAAACCGGACCGGUAUCACACCAGUAUCAGACCAGCAUCGGACCGGACCAGUAUCAGACCGGUACCGGACCGACCGGACCGGUAUCAGACCGGUACCAGACCGGUUUCAGUCCGGACCGGUAUCUGACGGUAUUAGACUGGAUGACCCUCCUCAUUGGAGGAUCCGCUGAGCCCCUGGACCAAUCAGUUGACUUGCUCUGA